Molecule: messenger RNA, 722 nt
Organism: Xiphias gladius (swordfish)
Lineage: Eukaryota; Metazoa; Chordata; Actinopteri; Istiophoriformes; Xiphiidae
Product: CD63 antigen-like
Exons: 7
Coding region: 1-711 (236 amino acids)
Cellular component (GO): membrane
Source: RefSeq, a predicted model, not a curated record
AUGCAUGGUUGUCGAGUAGCUGCUUUGAAGAAGUACAGGGAGUCUGCUAUAUCUGGGGUCGCCCUCGUCACUAUCGGAGCGACACAAUACUCGACUUACUCACAGAUGGACACUUUUGCACUGAGUGGUCUGUCUAAAAUUGCUAUAGUCCUCAUCACAGUGGGUGUCACCAUCGCCCUCAUCUCCCUCUUGGGCCAAGUUGGGGCAAUCAUUAAUAAUUCGUCUAUGGUGGCUUGUUUCAUCUGCAUCCUGACAGUGAUCAUCAUCUUGGAGAUACUCACAGGCGCUGCCUUUUACAUAUUCCGCAGCAGGGCUGCCCUCCUACAGAUGAACAGUGGUAUCAAUACCAAAGCACGAGCGGUGAUCUAUGGCUACAGCCUGGAGAAAAGACGCCCCGUCAACAGUAUUCAGGAAAAGCUCAGCUGCUGUGGUGCAGACAGCUACACUGACUGGUUCAGGAGCACCGGCUGGGAAAACCACGAUGCCGUGCCGGAUUCCUGCUGCGUGGUGAAGAGUGAGGGCUGCGGACAGGACAUGACGAAAAUACACAGAAAGGGUUGUAUCUGGGCUAUCAAGCGCUUUCUGCUGAGAAACUUGGUGUGGGUUAGUGCUGUCUGCAUCGCUCUUGGAGUCUCAGAGUUUUUUGGAUUAUUAGUCGGGCUGUGCUUGUGUGUGGACAUAAAACGAAAAAACUAUGAAAACCUCAGCUGAUGCGCCAUCGU